GUGUUUCCUUCAGUGGAGGGGGAAGGGGUAGGUUUAAGUCGCUGGCCACAAGAAUCAGUUCAGCUCUGGAUCAGCAAAAUUCCCCUCGGAGCAACGGCCGAUGGCAUCCACCGUCGGCGCCGUGGCGCGGGCGCCUGCCGCCGGCGGGAAGCCAUCGGUCCUCUACCUUCGCCGCGCCAAUGACGGUCUCGCCGCCGCGCUGCGCGCGCGCUACCGCGUCCACAGCCUUUACGACUCGGGCGCUCCGCUCCUGGCGUUCCUCGCCGGGGCCGCGGCCGCCCGGGGGGGCGGUGAGCCCCCGCGGGCCGCCGUCGUCGUCGGCGGAGGCGCCAUCCAAGUCGACGCCGCCUUCCUCGACGCGGCCCCGUGCCUCCGCUGCGUCGUGACCACCGCCGCCGGCCUGGACCACGUCGACCUCGCCGAGUGCGCGCGCCGGGGCGUCGCCGUGGCCGGCGCCGGUGAGACAUUCUCCGCUGACGUGGCGGAUCACGCCGUCGGGCUCCUCCUCGACGUGCUCCGGCGCAUCUCGGCGGCCGACCGGUUCGUCCGGCGCGGGCUGUGGCCGGCGCGCGGGGACUGCUCGCUUGGCUCCAAGCUCAGUGGCAAGCGAGUAGGCAUCAUCGGUUUGGGGAGCAUCGGUACAUUGAUCGCGAGGCGGCUCGAGGCAUUUGGCUGCACCAUCUCCUAUCACUCCAGAAGGGCCAAGGAUUCAGCUACCAUCUCUUACAAAUAUUUCCCCAGUGUCAUCAACUUGGCUCUCGAGUCCGAUGUGCUCAUCGUCGCGUGCUCUCUCAAUAAUCAAACAAAGCACAUUGUCAACAAGGAAGUCCUGGAGGCGCUAGGGAAAGACGGCGUCAUUGUGAACAUUGCCCGCGGAGGGAACGUCGAUGAGGCGGCCCUAAUCUGCGCACUCAAGGGAGGGGGGAUAGCGGGCGCGGGCCUCGAUGUCUUUGAGAAGGAGCCUGAGGUGCCGGCAGAGCUACUCUCCAUGGAAAAUGUGGUGCUCACAGCGCAUGAGGCCGUCUUCACUGUGGAGUCGGCCUCUGAUAUUUCGGACCUCAUGAUCGGGAACCUUGAGGCGUUCUUCCAAGCUGAACAUGAAUAUCACGUCUGGUUCGCUCCAGUAGCUGCUGCAUUUCUGAAGAACCAGGUGUGUACAUGAUAAAAGCAAGGAACACCUCCCUGGUCAGGUGGUGGUAACUGGCUAACUGCCCAGGUAUGCAGUAAAUGAGCUCGCCGCCCUAUGGGAUUUCCAUGUUCCUGUAAUCUGAUACAAAACUCAACCGACAAAAGAGCGCCAUGACUCUCUGAAGGCGAAGAUUUCUCGCUCAGAAAUAUGUACAUGCCAGUCGGGGAUGAAUGGUGGACUGAUCAGGCGAAGGAUGAAGGUUAGGCGCGGUCGCUGCUCAAGCAGCAGAUUCUGAACCCUGCCUGGUUCUGCCCCUUCUCAGCAAAACUGUGCUAUUUCAGAAAUAAUUGUAGGGUAAGUUUUGCAAAUUGCUUCUGGUUCAUUGCUCAAGGAGGUAGAGUGAUCUGUAGUCUGGGUACAUUGUGCGGGUGGUCAUCAUUCACUCACUGUUCCCAAGUCC
Triticum aestivum (bread wheat) is the source of this 1589-nucleotide messenger RNA. Its product is annotated as glyoxylate/hydroxypyruvate reductase HPR3. Gene Ontology annotation, molecular function: glyoxylate reductase (NADPH) activity; hydroxypyruvate reductase [NAD(P)H] activity; NAD binding. NCBI's taxonomy places the organism in Eukaryota, Viridiplantae, Streptophyta, Magnoliopsida, Poales, Poaceae. The record is from RefSeq and is a predicted model, not a curated record. The transcript has 4 exons. Bases 101 to 1162 code for a protein of 353 amino acids. Gene Ontology annotation, cellular component: cytosol.